Molecule: messenger RNA, 351 nt
Organism: Didymodactylos carnosus
Lineage: Eukaryota; Metazoa; Rotifera; Eurotatoria; Philodinida; Philodinidae
Source: the annotation of a GenBank genome assembly
AUGGAUGAUGGAGAGUUUGAAAUAGCUGAUGAUGAGGAUGACGAAUCAACAAAUAAUCUUAACAUGGAUGAUGAAAAUAAUGAUAGUUUUUCCUCUAAUGAUGAUUACUCUGAUGAAGACGAUAUUCAAGAUUCAGUAGAUACCACAAAACAAAACUUCAUUGGAAUAAAAGUCUUCAAUACAGUCGAAUCGCAUAUGGAACAUUCUUAUUUUAAAGUUACAAUUAAUCAAAAUAUACAACAUACAAAAUAUAUACAUAAACAGACUACUUGUUGGUUAUUAACAGGCGAAAAAAGUAAACUUUCAAACGAUCGGUUACUUCAAGUAACGCAGAGUAAUAAAGAAGAAUAA